AUGGCGUCCUUGGAGAGCAUACACCUUCAAGACGACCACGACGGCUCCCCGAGGUUCGCCACCAUGCGACCCGUGCUCGGGGCGCUGCUGGUACCCGGCCGGGGCAUCAAGACUCACAAGCUGGACGCCUCUUUUGGCGGGACCGGCGCCCUCCUGUCAGCUGACAUGGCGUACGGGCUCGCGUCCCGGGAUCCGACGCGACAGCUCACGGUGAUGUCCGCGCACAGAUCGGGUGAACAUCGAAGGGACGCGGAAGGAAGGGAGGUGUUCAGCCCCGAACACAGGCCCAAGCGCAACCUGGUGGUGAGCGGGAUCACGCCGCAGGAGCUCGAGGGCGCGAUAGGCGGGAAGCUGAUGAUCGGCUUGGACGCAGAAGUCGUGGUGCACGGCAGGGUGGAGGCGAAGGACGGCGCGGGUGGGGUCCGUUGCGAGGUCAUCCGCGGCGGGUCCGUGCGCGUGGGCGACUCGGUGUACGUCGGCGACCUGUCCAAGGAAGACACCGACUGGAGGAUAGAGAGGGGCAUCAAAGACGAGAUUUGGCACAAGAGGAUGCAAGCUGGCUGGGCCGAACCCCCGGAGUGCAGGUUUCUGCGACCCGAGCUUGGCCCGGUGACGCGGCUGCGGCAGUGA
Messenger RNA from Micromonas commoda, 630 nucleotides. RefSeq lists its product with no specific name. The transcript has a single exon. The coding region runs from base 1 to 630 and encodes 209 amino acids. Lineage: Eukaryota; Viridiplantae; Chlorophyta; Mamiellophyceae; Mamiellales; Mamiellaceae. The record is from RefSeq and is a predicted model, not a curated record.